Molecule: messenger RNA, 345 nt
Organism: Iphiclides podalirius (scarce swallowtail)
Lineage: Eukaryota; Metazoa; Arthropoda; Insecta; Lepidoptera; Papilionidae
Source: the annotation of a GenBank genome assembly
AUGUGGAAUCACUCUAUAUGGAAUUUUCUGGUUGAAGAAGGCCACGAGAUAACAGAAUGGGCUAAAUGCGGUGACGACUAUCUGUCUACAGUGCCCACUCUGCUUUGGGCGGUUGGUGCGUCGGCGUUCGCCCACCGUCUCCUCCACAACAUGUUCCGCAGGUUCCUCUUCAGAAGAGUGCCGCUGUGGGAGCAGAUCUUGCAGGGCGAGAUAUUAGUGGACGAAGACAACUUGGCUAGCCUGCACUUCAUGGAGCAGUGGGUGAUCUGGCUAUGCGGUGCGAUCCCUAUUGCCACCUACAUGUACACCAGACAGCAGUCUGCUGACCCUCCUCUCAUGAUCUGG